Molecule: messenger RNA, 396 nt
Organism: Serendipita indica DSM 11827
Lineage: Eukaryota; Fungi; Basidiomycota; Agaricomycetes; Sebacinales; Serendipitaceae
Source: the annotation of a GenBank genome assembly
AUGGCGGACAUCAACGCAGUCGCAAGGCAGUUUGCAGAAUACUAUUAUGGAAAGUUUAGUGCAAAUCGGGCAGAUCUCGUGCCGUUAUAUAGAGAACAAUCCAUGCUCACGUUCGAAAGCUCUCAACACAUUGGAGUUGGAAACAUCGCAGAAAAGUACACAGUCCGUAUACAAACCAGGCGGGGCCAAAAAGGCCUCCCAUUCGGCCAAGUUGCAGCUCGUAUUAGUACUCUCGAUGCUCAACCUACCCCCACCGGCAUCUGUAUCUUCGUCACCGGAGAGCUCCAGCUUGAGGAUCAGGAGCAACCUCUGAGAUUCUGCCAAUGCUUUAAUCUCGUUUCCGAAAGCGGUUCCUAUUGGGUUCUGAACGAUAUCUUCCGGCUGAACUACGGCUAA